This is a messenger RNA of Chinchilla lanigera (long-tailed chinchilla), 1888 nucleotides long. RefSeq names its product 3'(2'), 5'-bisphosphate nucleotidase 1 (gene Bpnt1). The record is from RefSeq and is a predicted model, not a curated record. NCBI's taxonomy places the organism in Eukaryota, Metazoa, Chordata, Mammalia, Rodentia, Chinchillidae. The transcript is spliced from 11 exons. Gene Ontology annotation, molecular function: 3'(2'),5'-bisphosphate nucleotidase activity. Gene Ontology annotation, biological process: phosphatidylinositol phosphate biosynthetic process. Bases 269 to 1240 code for a protein of 323 amino acids.
GCGCAGCGGCGAGUAGCUAUUGUGCGCUUGCGCGGGAAGUCCCGCAUGCUCAGUAGCCCAGAUACCCCGGUGACCUCUGGACUGCGGAGCGCCGUAGUGAGCGCCGCGAGGGACCUGCAGUUUGGGAACGCGGUUUUCCGGAGCCCUUUCAGUGUGUUUCGCCUAACGUGGUCGCAGCUUUGGCACAGUUCCUGUUGCUUCCUUGGCCCGUUUUCCCCUGGACUAUUCGUCUCUGGCUGCUGAUCCAUAGAGCCCUUUAAAGCCAGCCAUGGCCUCGGGCCCCACGGUGCUGAUGCGCUUGGUGGCCUCGGCCUACUCCAUCGCGCAGAAGGCUGGGGUGAUCGUCAGACGCGUGAUUGCCGAGGGAGACCUGGGCAUCGUGGAGAAGACCUGCGCCACGGACCUGCAGACCAGAGCAGACCGGCUGGUGCAGAUGAGCAUCUGCUCCUCCCUGGUGCGGAAGUUCCCCAAGCUGACCAUCAUCGGGGAGGAGGAUCUGCCCCCAGAGGAUGUGGACCAGGAGCUCAUCGAGGACGGCCAGUGGGAGGAGAUCCUGAAGAAGCCAUGCCCGGCACAGUACCUCGCCAUUAAAGAGGAGGACCUUGUGGUUUGGGUUGAUCCUCUGGACGGCACCAAGGAGUACACUGAAGGUCUCCUCGACAACGUGACCGUUCUCAUCGGAAUCGCCUACAAAGGGAAGGCCAUAGCAGGGAUCAUUAACCAGCCCUAUUACAACUACCAGAACGAUGAAAAGCAGACGCUCAGAGAGCUCAGCGAGGAGGCGGAGGCGGGACCCGACGCCGUGCUGGGGAGGACGAUCUGGGCGGUGCUGGGGCUGGGCGCCUUCGGGUUCCAGCUGAAGGAAGCCCCCGCCGGGAAGCACAUUGUCACCACCACGCGCUCGCAUGGCAGCCAGCUGGUGAUGGACUGCGUGCAGGCCAUGGAGCCCGACGCUGUGCUGCGCGUGGGCGGCGCGGGGAACAAGAUCAUUCAGCUGAUCGAAGGCAAGGCCUCCGCUUACGUGUUUGCAAGCCCCGGAUGUAAGAAGUGGGACACGUGUGCACCGGAAGUUGUCCUGCACGCGGUGGGAGGCAAGCUGACCGACGUCCACGGCAACGCCCUCCAGUACAGCAAGGACGUGAAGCACAUGAACUCCGCCGGGGUCCUGGCCGCGCUGAGGAACUACGACUACUACGCCAGCCGCGUCCCGGAGUCUGUCAAAAAGGCGCUGGUUCCUUAAAAGAGUUUUAUUUCCUCAGCCAGGGGAACUUGGUUCUCAAGACAGUUCAUUUUAAAUCUGAUGGAAUGGAAUUAUUUAUCGUUGAUUAGUAACUUAUGUUAGUUACUUGGGAAGAAAAAUCACAUUAAAGAAUUGGUUGCCUUUAUGGGGUCUAACACUCCCACGCCCUACCCGUGUAAUAAAUUUUGUCUGUUAUUUUUCCUAUUUUAAAAAUGUAGCCAGGCAAGGUGGUAUGGGGCUGCCCAAGCGGUGAGGCAGGAGGAACACCUGGCCCAGGAGUUCAGGGUGCAAGCGAAACCCUCUCUCAACAAAAAAUGCAUUUAGCUUUAUUAAUCAAUCAGCCAGACCAAUCUUGCAUGUGGAGAGUUUAUAAAUUCAACAUUUUAUAUUUCCUUUUCUCUUCUCGGGUGGAGAAAUGAGAAAGGUUUAGUUUUAGCCGACCCUUUAGGUCAUUUGUGCAAUCAACAUUCCUGUCUUAUAAACCAGAUUUCUUCAAAGCGCAGAACCUUCAGUUGUUUUGGAAUUUCAUCCUUGUCUUUCCCAGUAAUUUUUAAUGUGUUCCCGUCCAAUUACGAUUGUAUAUAUUGUUACUGUGUUUGAUGAGAAAUUUAUGGGAAAAGUUUCUUCAGAAUAAAUUAUUUCGUUGUA